This is a messenger RNA of Condylura cristata (star-nosed mole), 1672 nucleotides long. RefSeq names its product TGF-beta activated kinase 1/MAP3K7 binding protein 1 (gene TAB1). NCBI's taxonomy places the organism in Eukaryota, Metazoa, Chordata, Mammalia, Eulipotyphla, Talpidae. Gene Ontology annotation, cellular component: cytosol. The coding region runs from base 1 to 1419 and encodes 472 amino acids. The transcript has 9 exons. The record is from RefSeq and is a predicted model, not a curated record. Gene Ontology annotation, biological process: protein dephosphorylation. Gene Ontology annotation, molecular function: protein serine/threonine phosphatase activity.
AUGGCCCCCGGCAGCCGCCGCCGCCCCGCGCACACAGACUUCAGGUUUCGGGCUGGGCAGCCGCUCUGGACUGGCCCGAAGACGCGCGGCCCGUCCGUGUUCGCCUACGACGCGCCCUCGGGCGGGGCUCGGGAGCAGCAGCCGAGCUGGACAGACGACCUGCCGCUCUGCCACCUCUCCGGGGUCGGCUCCGCCUCCAACCGCAGCUACUCGGCCGACGGCAAGGGCACCGAGAGCCACCCGCCGGAGGACAGCUGGCUCAAGUUCAGGAGUGACAACAACUGCUUCCUCUAUGGAGUCUUCAACGGCUACGACGGCAACCGGGUGACCGACUUCGUGGCCCAGCGCCUGUCGGCGGAGCUGCUGCUGGGCCAGCUCAGCGCCGAGCACUCGGAGGCGGACGUACGGCGCGUGCUGCAGCAGGCCUUCGAUGUAGUGGAGAGGAGCUUCCUGGAGUCCAUUGACGACGCCUUGGCUGAAAAGGCGAACCUCCAGUCCCAGCUGCCAGAGGGUGUCCCUCAGCACCAGCUGCCUCCUCAGUAUCAGAAGAUCCUCGAGAGGCUCAAGGUUCUGGAGAGGGAGACUUCGGGCGGCGCCAUGGCCGUCGUGGCCGUCCUCCUCAACAACAAGCUCUACGUCGCCAAUGUUGGGACCAACCGCGCACUUCUGUGCAAAUCCACAGUGGACGGGCUGCAGGUGACCCAGCUGAACGUGGACCACACCUCGGAGAACGAGGACGAGCUCUUCCGCCUCUCGCAGCUGGGUGAGUUCCCCUGCCGGGGCCAGGGGGCCGUGGCGAGGGCUCGGGACCAGCCUGCGGGCCGGGCCAGCUCUGCCACGUCUGGGGGUGUUUGGACCCGGCUCGGAUUGUCUGUGCCCGCGUUUCCCGCCUCUGCUGCCAAGUCCAAGCCCAUCACUGCGGAACCUGAGAUCCACGGCGCGCAGCCCCUGGACGGCGUGACAGGCUUCCUGGUGCUCAUGUCUGAGGGGUUGUACAAGGCCCUGGAGGCCGCCCACGGGCCGGGCCAGGCCAACCAGGAGAUCGCCGCCAUGAUCGACACCGAGUUUGCCAAGCAGACGUCCCUGGACGCCGUGGCCCAGGCGGUGGUGGACAGGGUGAAGCGCAUCCACGGCGACACCUUCGCCAGUGGCGGGGAGCGGGCCAAGUUCUGCCCCAGGCACGAGGACAUGACCCUGCUGGUGCGGAACUUCGGCUACCCUCUGGGCGAGAUGAGCCAGUCCCCCGCCCCAGCUGCAGGAGGUCGCGUGUACCCUGUCUCCGUGCCUUACUCCAGCGCCCAGAGCACCAGCAAGACCAGUGUGACCCUCUCUCUCGUCAUGCCCUCCCAGGGCCAGCUGGUCAACGGGGCCCACAGCACAUCCACCCUGGACGAAGCCACGCCCACCCUCACCAAGUAAGUCCCCUCGUGCUGCUUCUGAGGCCCACCGGCUCCUGCAGACCCGGCCCUCCAGCCGGGCCUGUGCCCAGCGGCCUUGGGCAGGAGCCCUGGGGUCUCGCACAUGGGGGUCCGCCUCCAGGCCGAGUCUGGAAGAGACUGCAGACUCCAUGGACGCCGGCCCUCGAGGGGGCGAGGCAGGGCGAGAGGGGAAGGGCGGCUCCGGGUCCGGCCACGGUGCGGACCGCUGCUGCUCACCGGGCCUUUGGCUGCAG